Messenger RNA from Guyanagaster necrorhizus, 3760 nucleotides. RefSeq lists its product as uncharacterized. Lineage: Eukaryota; Fungi; Basidiomycota; Agaricomycetes; Agaricales; Physalacriaceae. The record is from RefSeq and is a predicted model, not a curated record. The coding region runs from base 107 to 3436 and encodes 1109 amino acids. The transcript has 3 exons.
AAAAAAAAAACUCACGCGAAACCUACGAAACUCUACGCUUUUUACGUCCUCUUUCGUUCGCAUCCUCCCCCUUGUUGAUAUCUUUACUGACUUAUACCUCUUUCCGAUGCGAUUCUUUUCACGACUAUUACGAAUUCAACCACCGGAGCAGCCUGAGACGUCGUCUUCGUCCCCAGGAGCCUCGACGUCCCCUGCGGAUACCCGUGGCGACAACGACCACUCAGAAAACACUUCCCCUCACCGGAUGGACUCGGAGGGAUACCCAGCAUGGCUUCCCCAGCGACCCCCACCCCCCGCACCAGCCUCGACAGUUCGGUCAUCCACCAUGGACGUCACUACCGUGCAAGAAGCAGGGCCGAGUGAACAUCCGCCGUCCUCGUACCUGGGUGGGAGGAGGGCCACGCCCCGGUCCGUGAGGAUAGUGAGCUUGCAGGAUUCGGCAUAUGGUGUGGACAGUGAGAAGGAAAGACGUGUGCCGACCGAUCAUACACGAGUAGGCAGUGGGUCCCAUUAUCCGCGUGUAUGGUCACGGGCAACCGCAACUGGUGCUGCUGCGCCAUCACCAACCGUCUUCUCCACCACCGAUCUACUCACCCGUGGGCUCCAGCCAAAAUUUCGCUCAAGAGGCCUCAAUAUCGACCUCCUUCGCAACCCUUCCCCAAUUGCUCGCAUCUACUUUUAUCUCUUUCGUCUAUUCAUCUUCGCCCACCUUUUCCUUCAGACAUUCUUCGACUUCAACGCUGUAUUCAUAAUCAUUCAGGUGGCUAAACACCCUAACCCAGAGGCACCCGGCGUCCCCGGCUCUGGAAAAAACUGGUCAUUCGGCGCAGCUGCCUAUAUCACCUGCUGGUUUCUCCAAAUCGCCGGCGUCUUCCUUGUAUACGAACUCUUGUACUCUUUCGUCCGGCGAUGGCGCGUCAAACGCCCUUCUAUAUAUCCCAUAUACCUCUCAUCCCCAGCCUUCAACUUCGUAUCCAUCCUAUCCUUCCGUAACUUCUGCUUCCUCCACUACCUUCGCUAUUCCGCCUUCCGCGGAAGCUUCGGCAGCAUCCGUGACGGUCUUUCUGAGACAUUCUGGUUCUAUGCUCAAAAUCUCCCGACCGUUGCCCUUCUCCUACCUCGAGCAGCGAUCUCUGUCGCGUUGCUCCUGGGGUUUUGGGAGCCGGACGUUGGAGAGGUCGCACUUGCGGAUGCAGGCAUCGAUAACAGGGACGGUACCUUUUUUCGCGGUGACGGAGCUUUGACCGAUUAUGCACGCGGGGUCCUCCUUGCAAACGCUGCGUGGACGGCGUGGCGAACUCUAGUACUGUUCCUCAGCUGGAUCGGUCUGUGGGCAGUCAGUGGUCAUGGCUGUGCCGGCUUUUGUGGUCCACGAGAUCGAUGGGAGGAAGAGGAUGCGGAGAAGACGGUUUCGGUUUACAGCGAUAAUCCAACACUCGCUGCUGAUGCGCUCCCCUGGACUUGGCGAGAGUGCACUAAAACGCGUAUCCAAGAAGCCUAUGACUUCUGUCUCACCACGACACCCCCUCGGCAGAAGGAGCUUGCAGAUACACCGGAGCCUUUUGAGGGGAUGGACCAGAUCAUGGCUGCGGCUGGUCUGGGCGGCACAGUGCCGCAAUCACGGAGAGGUGUUCUCACCGACGACUUCUUCAGAGGGCCGAAAGGAGAGCCGUCGCCGGAGAUCGUAGGGGAACCCUCUACCUCGGGGGGUCCGCUGAGAGAGCUGCCCUAUCCGUUCACGAUGAAGGCCGCUCAGGUGUCGUCGGAUGACGAGAAGGUGCCGUUCCCGCCUUCUCCGUCCCUGCCGAGCGAGGAGAAGUUGACCACAGAGAAAGAGACGAGUGCAACGGGUGGUGAUGAUGAUGCCGAUGAGGAGGGAGAGGAAGAGGAGGAAGAGGAAGAAGAGGAAGAAGCAGACAUUGGCCACAGAGAGCUGGGCGUCGUUGGCAGUGACAAGCGUUCCUCAGGGCGCGGGUCAGGUUCAAUGUCAAGCUUGGGACAUCCGGUGUCGUCGCGGUAUCCCUUCCAGUUCCGUAGGCCGGCAAGAGGAACGAGUCUCUCCUCUGGUUCCCACGGUACACCACCCCAAUCGACGACCAAUUCUAAUGCGCAUUCUAUUCAUUCGCGCCUCUCCCAGUCGACGGGCAAUGUUGAAUCGUCAGACUCCCAUUCUCCUCGAUCGCACUACAGCACCAGUUCUGAUGCUGCCAGUCCCAGGAGUUUGCAAGGCAGCAGCGUGAUUCCCAUGCCACCAAGGCACCCCAACCGGAGUCGCGCUGGGACCGUCCCUUCUUCCCCUGUCCCUUCUUCUCCUAGCAGCCCCAUCAGUUUCCCCAGAUCAGGACGCCCCAGAGCGAGGACAAGAACGAGUAGUAGCGUCGCACCCUCCUUCGGGGAACCUCAACCACCCGUGAUCUCGAAUUACUCAGACUUAGAAGGAGGGGAUGACUCAAGAAUCGAGGAAGGCGAUGCGCUGGAUCAGCCGGAGCCUGAGCUCCCUGAAGCAGCAGAAAGCGAGGACGUCGUCGGUCUACUGACGCUCGAGCCAUCCGGGUCAAGUUCCCCCCGCAUGUCGUUCAUACCCCUCCGCGCUCGUCCAAGCACCCCAUCACACCGGAACAGCUCCAGGUCCGGCUCCAUCUCCCGGUCCAACUCCCAAAGCGGCUCCUCCUCGUCGCGUUCCCGCGCGGGCUCCCUAUCCGCCGUCCGCUCGCGCACCCAGUCACUGAUCCACAACAUCAGUGUGACGAGCCUAGAACUCGUCCAAGGCGCUAUGCGCUCCCGCGCGGACUCGUCGAUGGCCCGUCUGGAGGAAGAUCCCGCCGGUUCGGCGACGCAUUCGCGCUCGGGGAGCUCGACGGACCCGACGAGCGGGACCGGGAGUGGGAGUGGGGGGGAGAAUUGGACGUUUGGGCAUCCAAUGGCGUGGCAGAGACAGGAGAUGAGAGAGCGGAGGGCGUAUCAACAACAGCAACAGCAGCAGGAGGCAGAAGAGUUUGAAGAGGGACCCUCACACGAGUACGUUCGUGGGCAACAGCCGUCCCCGGUUAUUGAGAGGGACUCAGAGAGCGAGUCGUCGCAUGAGGGUCCUGGGUCCGGGUCGAGCGUACCUAUUGUGAUGCACGAGUCGCGGUCGGAGCUAUCCGUUGGUAGGACUUCGACGGAGCAACCGUACAUGAGCGCCAGUUCUUUGUCGCCGCCAUCCGUUUUUAGGCCUAGACCGCGGGAUAGCGAGGGUGCGUUGAGCAUGUCGAUGACCAGUAGUAGUCAUCCGGAUAUCAGCACCGCUGCUGCGUCGUUCGUCACUGCGCCUGCGACGAUAGAAGGCUCAACGACGGAGGAUAGUAUUCGGACGGUUUCCACCGUUGGCGCUAUCCAUCAUAUGGUAGACCGGCCUCAUCCGAGCGGGAUAGGAGGGUACGGUCAUGUAGAGUAGAUUCCCUUUUUUUUUCUCACGGGGUUACUUGACUUAUUUCGCCUUUUAUUGUUGUGCAUUUCAAGUGUUUAUUCCUAACAUUGACGACCGCUAAUAGUAUACAUAGCUGACUUAAAUCAUUCACCAUUAUCCCCCACCCCCCCACACCAUCCAUCUAUCCCGUGGAAUAUCUUGACCAUCUUGGAUAUCUUUAGCCUUCCUAUACCUUUGGAUGGAAAAACAUAGUACUAAUCUCAUGGAAUGAAACCCUUGUCGCGGAUGCCGCGCAUGUCUUUCGUACCUUUGGCAGAGAUUACGGCCAGGCGAUAGAUAAAUGAAUACAUC